This is a messenger RNA of Rangifer tarandus platyrhynchus (Svalbard reindeer), 582 nucleotides long. Lineage: Eukaryota; Metazoa; Chordata; Mammalia; Artiodactyla; Cervidae. The record is from the annotation of a GenBank genome assembly.
AUGGCCCGAGCACGCCAGGAGGGCAGCUCCCCGGAGCCCGUAGAGGGCCUGGCCCGCGACGGCCCGCGCCCCUUCCCGCUCAGCCGCCUGGUGCCCUCGGCGGUGUCCUGCGGCCUCUGCGAACCCGGCCUGCCCGCUGCCCCGGCCGCCCCCGCCCUGUUGCCCGCCGCCUACCUCUGCGCCCCCACCGCCCCGCCCGCCGUCACCGCCGCCCUUGGGGCCCCCCGCUGGCCUGGGGGUCCCCGCAGCCGGCCCCGAGGCCCGCGACCCGACGGUCCUCAGCCUUCACUCUCGCCAGCGGAGCAGCACCUGGAAUCGCCAGUGCCGAGCGCCCCGGGGGCCCUGGCGGGCGGCCCCACCCAAGCGGCCCCGGGAGUCCGGGGGGAGGAGGAGCAGUGGGCCCGAGAGAUCGGGGCCCAGCUGCGGCGGAUGGCGGACGACCUCAACGCGCUGUACGAGCGGCGGAGACAAGAGGAGCAGCAGCGACACGGCCCCUCGCCCUGGAGAGUCCUGUACAAUCUCAUCAUGGGACUCCUGCCCUUCCCCGGGGGCCGCGGGGCCCCCGAGGUGGAGCCCAACUAG